CUAAGUGUCACGUGCAUGCAUACAACGUCACUUAGUAAACAAAAAAUGGCGAUGUUUUCUUCUGCUGACAACUAGGAUCUACAUCUAAUAAAAUAUGUAAAUUUAUCGCAGUAAAAAGGGGAAUAGUGUACGAUUAAAUCCUCAGAUCAAUAAAAUGAUGAACAGUCACGUGAUACUUUCAAUAAGUCUUUUUUGUAUCUUUGGUGUUCUUGAUGGUACUCACAGCCUUACGCCACUAGACAUGAAAAUCGAGGGAUAUGAAAAGGAGUGCGAUGAUGCCAACAACUGUGUAUACACCGGUCGAAUUUAUGGACGCAUCACCGGCGAUUUCAGCACUACCAAUGGCUGCUUCGCGAUUUUUCUGCAACAUUGCUAUACAAACUUGGAUUGUUCCCAUUAUUCGCCUAAUUGGCAAAAGAAUGUUUAUUCCCAGGGAACUGUUUUUCAAAAGGAUGUCAACAAAUGGGUAAUGAUGAUCACUGCUACUGUGAAGAUAAGAGCAACCCUUACAGAUUCAGAUUUCGCCCCCAAUUCAAGAAUUCGUGGUAUGUGCUUGCAGCAUACUCAUUGCACCCAAUGGAACCUAAACCCUAUAAUUUCAGCGAAAAAUUUGAUGUUUCAAAUCCACCAGUGGAAUUGAGAAAUGAUGCAUUUUUGGCCUCCACCAACGGAAAACUCCAGUUGCAAGCAGAACCGGUCAUUAUAAUCAUUAUAAUCAUGGGAGCGCUGUACGCUUUGAUCAUGUCCAUGGAAAUGCCAAUCAAAGAUAUAAUUUAGUCCAAUGUGCGAAUGAUUAGCUAUUUGAUCAGAAGUGUUGUAAUUUAGCUCUAAAAAUGUUAUUGAGCUAAAUCCAAUAAUGAUAUUUGAUUAUUUUGCUAACUCUAAAAAACACUUUUGGCAUGCAUUUUUAUUUCCAUCUAAGUGCAAUUUAAACUAAAAUUGAUUAACCGACGAAAACAUCUUUUGUCGGUCCUAACUAUAGUUGUUUAUGGGUUUUCUAAAAUAUAUUUUGUUUUAUUUUUAUCUUCUAAAUGCUUUCUCAAUACAUUAAACAUAGUGUCCACCAAUUGUUCGACACAUUUUCUCGUAAAUAAGUGGUUCACAUCGCUGGUGUACGAUCUUUUUUUUUGUAAAGGGAUAAAACAACAUUAAAAUAAGUAUUACAUAAUGAUCAGGUAACUUUCAAAAUAGAUUGUUCAAUAUACAAAUACACAUUAACAAUAAUGUAAACAAACACUGCACAAUAAAGGCAAA
Physella acuta is the source of this 1254-nucleotide messenger RNA. RefSeq lists its product as uncharacterized. Lineage: Eukaryota; Metazoa; Mollusca; Gastropoda; Physidae. The record is from RefSeq and is a predicted model, not a curated record.